Messenger RNA from Salvelinus fontinalis (brook trout), 2311 nucleotides. RefSeq names its product relaxin-3-like. NCBI's taxonomy places the organism in Eukaryota, Metazoa, Chordata, Actinopteri, Salmoniformes, Salmonidae. Gene Ontology annotation, cellular component: extracellular region. Gene Ontology annotation, molecular function: hormone activity. The transcript has 2 exons. The record is from RefSeq and is a predicted model, not a curated record. The coding region runs from base 181 to 606 and encodes 141 amino acids.
CUCGUAUGGCUGAGGACCCCUUUAUAAACCCAUACCAGGUCACUGGGGAAGUCACACAACACUCGCCACCACAGAGAGACAGAGAAAAACACCUGCUCAAAACAGCCCAGUCUACCAUUGAAGAAUCUAUUCUCUCUCCUCCUUUUUUUGCUCACUCGUUCUUUCACCUUCUGGGACACGAUGUGGAAACCACUGGUAUUAGCUGUGUGUCUGUUAGUGGCUGGGGUGCAGGGGAUGGAGCGCCCCACGUAUGGAGUGAAGCUAUGUGGCCGGGAGUUCAUCCGGGCGGUCAUUUUCACCUGUGGAGGAUCUCGCUGGAGACGGUCACUCGGGAGUGCAGGAGACUUCCCUCAGGACCCUUUCAGCUCCCAUGACGAGGACUCAUCUGAAGGCUGGAACUCAGACUCCCAGGUCCCAGAGGGUCCCUUCCAGCAUGUCCAGGAGGGUGGGGUGUUCAUCCGCAGGCCAGCCCGCUCCCUCAUCUCAGAGGAGAUACUGGAGGCUCUCCGUAUGUCAGACCGUAAGGGCCGUGAUGUGGUGGUGGGCCUGUCCAACGCCUGCUGCAAGUGGGGCUGCAGCAAGGGAGACAUCAGCUCCCUUUGCUGAGAAUCCACCCCAUUCUCUCCCCUCCCAUGCACACACGUAGCCAUACACAUACCUGGUAUUUUCUCAUAUCUCUCUCUCGGUUUUUCUAACUGCUCUCCCCAGUGUUUCCGAGUUAAAGUAUCAUGUUAACUGUGCAGGGAGAAUAUAACCUUAUUCUCCAUAUAGACCCAGUCGGUAUUAGAUUGAACGUCAUGACCCUACCUGCCUGUAAAACAACCUGUGUUUACCUAGGUUUCCCCAUUGGCUCACAGCAAAAACGUUAUAUUUUUCAAACGCAAUUUUCUUAUUGUCUGCUUGUUUUAGUCAAUUACAAAACUCCAUUUAAGAAAGUACAACAUGUCUAAAGAUUACUUUUCAACAGUGCCUGCUCCUAGCGUUCUCACUACUUAGAAAAACGUAAUCUUGUAAGGCUUCCCUUAUUAUGCCCUUUUUCAUGACAAUGCUAGCAGCAACUUGAGUGAGAGCUAGCUACUGACCGGAACAUUAAGCUAGCCAAGACCAACAACACAAACAAUCUGACUAUCCAGCUAGUGGAAUUACAAACGGACAGUAUGAGCUAAACAAGUUAAAUGUGUUAACCGUGAUGAAAUGUUUUCCACACACUUAGCUACGUGUAGCCUACUUGGACACCGCAUCCCCACAUUUCCCACACCGAAUAGCCUGAAGCCACAGGGCUCUUCUCGCAGACUCUAUUUCCCAACGUGGGACCAUUGCGAACCACUGGUCGGAAUUUCUGACCUGGCUACUUACUACACGUACAUUGAACAACACAGGAGUAUUUCGGCAUAUUUUGUUAUUUCUGUAUAACAAAAAAAUCUGCGGGUUUUCCCCAAUUUAUGGGCGUGGUCUACGGGAAUUCCUUAUUAUUACGUCAUUACCGACUAGGACUGAAUACCGAUAUCUUCCUGUCUCUAUACGUGUGGAAUUUGGCUAGCUGUGAUGAAAUGUGGAUUCCAGACCUUUUUCUCCAUUGUUGUUUUUGGAUCCUUCGUACUUUUUGUCCACUCACUGUCGUCAUUCACAUGGCCCUUAUUUUUUUUUUUAAAUCUGUCAAAUCUGUUUUAUUUUGGAUUAUGAACCUGUUAUAAGGGUUUUAAUAAAGAUUUGAUUUGCUUAACAUUCUGACUUUUGGUAUGUUUUGUGAGGAUCUGUUUAUUGCACUAUAACCCAAUACUAUAUCACAUGUAAUAUAAUAUUAGCGACUGUUGGCCUGGGCGCCUGGGUGUCUAUGUGUGUGUGCUGGAAGUGGCAUUUUGCCCCAGAUAGUGUGCUGAGAAGCUGUGGUUGACCUUGAGCGAGAACAGUAUGCUUUCUAUGCAGGUGCAAAUAGCUCAAACUAUGUUACAGAACUGUCUGGCCCCAGUCUCUAGGGUAUGGGAGCGUAAUCUACACAGCAACAGCGCCGGACACCAAGGAGCGCCAAGAGGCUGGGACCUGCCUGAGCGCCGGCGAUAGGCUGAGCAAGUUUAAACCACGCUCAGCCUCUACUGUGAUAGGCCAACAGACGGGUUGGAACUACGUCUAUCACAGUAUAAGAACAGCUGUUUACUUACAUCCUGCCAGUUCUCUGUUCUGCCCUGCGAGGUGAUACAGAGAACCCGUAUAUAUGAAAAUUGCAUUUACCAUUUAUUGCUUGAGUUUAAUAAAAAUACUUAAAGUAUAUUCGGUGACUCUGAAUCACAUUUUGUCCUGAUACCAGAUUUGA